Molecule: messenger RNA, 726 nt
Organism: Recurvomyces mirabilis
Lineage: Eukaryota; Fungi; Ascomycota; Dothideomycetes; Mycosphaerellales; Teratosphaeriaceae
Gene: SDT1
Product: suppressor of deletion of TFIIS
Exons: 1
Coding region: 1-726 (241 amino acids)
Biological process (GO): pyrimidine nucleobase metabolic process; nucleotide catabolic process
Molecular function (GO): nucleotidase activity
Source: RefSeq, a predicted model, not a curated record
AUGUCACGUCCAACCACAAAUGGAAUAACCAAUGGCACCCCCAAGCACCGCCAACCAAAAACAUUCUUCUUCGACAUCGACAACUGUCUGUAUCCUAAGUCAUACAAGAUACACGAGCAAAUGGGCGAGCUGAUAGACGUCUACUUCCAAAACCAUCUUUCCUUGUCCGAAGCCGACGCCUGUGAGCUCCAUCAACGCUACUACAAGGACUACGGCCUAGCAAUUGAAGGACUAGUCCGCCACCACAAAGUCGACCCCCUAGAGUACAACGAGAAAGUCGACGAUGCGUUGCCCUUAGACGAUAUAAUAAAACCGAAUCCAGGUCUCCGAAAACUACUGCAAGACAUCGACCAGACGAAGGUGAAAUUAUGGCUAUUCACAAACGCCUACAUCACCCACGGCCAACGCGUAGUCAAACUCCUCGGGAUCGAGGAAAUGUUCGAGGGAAUCACGUACUGUGACUACGGCGCCAAGGAACUUGUCUGUAAGCCACGGAGAGAAAUGUACGAUAAAGCUAUGCGGGAAUCUGGAUCGAAGGAUGUGAGCGAGUGUUAUUUCGUUGACGAUUCGGGGCUCAAUGUGACAGGCGCGAAGCAGUAUGGUUGGAAGGCGGCGCAUUUGCUGGAGCCUGGGACGAAGGCGCCGAGGAAGCAGGCGGGUGAUUGGCAGAUUGAGGAUUUGGAGGAGUUGAGGGAGAUUUUCCCGGAGGUGUUUCGGAAAGGGUGA